AAAUACUCCGGAUUCAGCUGCUUCGAUACUCAGUCCUCGUGAAGUCGAAUGGCUCUUGAUUGUGUUGUUAUCAGUAUCCUCGACAAGUCGUUAAUUUAUUAACAUUUUGAGGAGUAAGCGAUAAUAUAGUUUACGUAUGUGAGUGACGAGAGAUUGAAGAAAUGAAGAUGUUUUUGUUUAUGUGCUAGAUGUACCAUUGUCAUUACUUUAAUGUUUGAAAAAUAAAUUAAUUCGAGAAAAAAAUAAAUGACCAGGAAAGAUUUCAAUAUUGCCGUAAAUAGGCUUUUUAACAAAAAAUUAAAAUGGCAGAAACUACUAUAAAUAUGAAUGGAACUGAAUUGGAAUUGGAUUCAAGAAUUAAUGUUAAUCAAAAUACUCAAUCUAAUGGGACCCAUGUAACACACCCACAUACACCUCACCGCUCGAAUAUCGCAGUACCAUUGGGUUUCAAUUUUAAUUCUAUGGAACGUUCCAGAAGAUUUAUAGCAAGCAAUAUUUCCUCAAUGAUAGAAGAAAUCAAUCCAUUUACAAAUUUAUCUAGAUCACAACCAGCUUUAUCUUUACGAGAAUGGUUUACUCCAAAUCAUCAGAGACAAAUUCAACUACGAACUACAACAAAUGAACAUUCAGAUAGCAUUGUUAUUAAUAUUGAUAAUCAACCAUUAAAUUUGGCCAUCGAAACUGUUCAAGCAUCAAACGAUAAUCAUCAGCAUCAUACAUUUACGGAUAAUAUUGUUAAUAAUAUACGAGAGUCAUCGAAUUCAGGAAAUCAGAAUAACAGUAAUACUAAUAAUUCAGAAUUAAAUCCUACCCACGCUGUUACUAUAAGUGCCGAGGCGCGAUUGGUUUAUAAACGUUUUGAAAAUUAUUUUGCAUUUCUACUAAUAUUAUUUACAAAAUUUGUUUAUGACAAUGGAGCCGAAAUUCUUAAUUUCGUAUUGUUAGUUGUAACAUUUGUUCAAGCAAAUAAUGAUUUAAAAAGAGAGAUAUUAAAGCAGCAAAAUCGUAGUCGCCCAGCACUCCUGGGAAUCUUUUGUUAUAUAAUCGGUUGUUUUAUUUUUAUUAAUUUUCUUUUUAAAGAGCCAAUAUUCUUCGCAUAUACACCACCGGUGACAAUUUUACAGCUUUUAUGGACUGUAGCAGUGACCGAUUAUGUUUUAAAACUUAUUACUGUCAGUGUAAAGGUUCUAUUAACGACCUUACCAGUUAAGAUAGUUGCCUUUCAAAAAAGAGGAAAGUAUUAUUUAAUGUUAGAAGCUGUAUCGCAACUUUUUUGUUGUGGUGCACCUCUGAAACCUUGGUUACAGUAUCUAUAUCUAAUAUAUGAUGGCCCUGAUAAAAAUCUUGUCAUUGUACUUUCUACAAUUUAUGCAAUUCAAAAAGGAGGUGAUAUUAUUUCACACAUACAAUUCUUUUUUGAAACUGUUUGGAAAGUAUUACAAAAUGUGAGCAUAGGUAUAUCUCCUUCAAAAGAGCAAAUCAUUGCUUCGGGUGGUAUAUGUGCCAUCUGUCAUGAAGAAUACUCCAAACCCGUGAGUCUUCACUGCAAACAUAUCUUCUGUGAAAAUUGUGUUACAACUUGGUUGGAUCGUGAGAGGUCCUGCCCCUUAUGUCGUGCGUUCAUAACCGACGAUCCCAUUUAUAGGGAUGGCCAUACAACUUAUUUCGUUCGAUUGUUUUAGAUUUAGCAGACGCUUUUCUUUUAAUCAGAACAUCAAAACUCAAAAUUAUAAACCAAACAUUUUUAUUUUGAAAUUCAAAGUAUGAAAGAGAUAAUUCGGCACAAAAUUUUAGUCUUAAAAGUAAUAUAUAUAAUAUAAUAAGCAUAAAAAACAAAUUACGUUCAAUUGUUAAAUAUUAUUAUUGAUAGUGCUAGUAACAUUGAAUUUAGCAUAUUCUGAAGUUUAAAAUUAACAUUUAAAAUACAAUUAUAAUAUUGUAAGUGAGCAUUAGUGGAAAAGACUAGAGCUUCAGCAUCAAAUUUUUACUAUUUUAUAUUUUAUUUUUUACUGUUAUAAUAAUGAUCUUCCUUUAGUCAAGUUUUUAUAAAUAUAACACAUGUUGUAUUUGCAUAAUACUAGUACAUAAAGAUUAAUGAACAGAGAAAUGUAAAUCUUAAAUUAAAAUUCAAAUCGUGAUAAUAUAACAUAAUCUAUCUACAAAAUUUAUUGGAUGAUUGUUUAAUUUUAAUGAAAGUUAUUACAAAAAAGCUAUUGUGUGAUUUGUACAAAAUUGUGUAAAUUAUAUUAGUUUAUUAUUGUAAUAUAUAUUUUUUAAUUUUAGUAUGAUGUCGAUGUUAUAAAAUAUUUUUAAAAAAUUUUGAAUUUUUAAUUCUGAUUUCAGUUAGAAUGUUAACAUUAAGAAAGUUUUUACUUUCAUUCAGCCAGUAAGUUAGAAAAU
This is a messenger RNA of Ceratosolen solmsi marchali, 2400 nucleotides long. It is a transcript of the gene Rnft2, whose product is annotated as ring finger protein, transmembrane 2. Bases 303 to 1682 code for a protein of 459 amino acids. The transcript has 6 exons. The record is from RefSeq and is a predicted model, not a curated record. Lineage: Eukaryota; Metazoa; Arthropoda; Insecta; Hymenoptera; Agaonidae. Gene Ontology annotation, biological process: positive regulation of ERAD pathway. Gene Ontology annotation, molecular function: ubiquitin protein ligase activity; metal ion binding.